GCAUUGAAUUUAUAUCUAAAUGAAUCCCCGCCGAUUUGGAAUCGUAAUAUAAUCUGACAAAAAAGUCAACUGAGAGCUGUCAAAUUCUAUCAAUGCCGAUUUCUCCUCCGUAAAUUCUUCUCUUUUUCUCACUACACUCCACCUGCACCAGCUUUGAAAUUGAGAGAGACGAGAAAGUUAUUUUCCUGGUUUACAGGUUUGGCUUGAUUCAGGCAAAAUUGCAACUUCGCCUUUUGAGUGCAAAUUGGAUAGAAUUUCGAUUUCAAUUUUGAGUGAAUUAGAGGCAAGCUGAAAACAAUGGCGGUAACGAUGAAGCAAAUGGCACUGUUAGUAGCAUUCCUUGGAGCACUCUCCUUCAUUCUUGGGGUUGUUGCUGAAAACAAAAAGCCUCCACAUGGAACUCCAAUAACCGGGAAGGGUGUUGUGAUCUGCAAAUACCCAUCCGAUCCAUCUGUGGCGUUGGGAUAUUCAUCCUUUGUGUUCCUUGUCGUUUGCGUGGUUGCUGGUUGGUAUUCUCUAUUCUACCCGUACAAAGGGAAGCACGUUCCAAAGGCAGCCUUAUUCCAAAACAAAGGCUUCCUUGCCUUCUUUGGUGUUGCACUGUCGACAGCUGCGUUGGCUAUCGUGAUGCUGUUAUGGCCUACAAUCACAGAGCAGCUACACCACACAAACAAUGUUCAUCACAAUUUGGAAACCGCGUGCCCUACAGCCAAGACCGGACUUCUCGGUGGAGGUGCUUUUCUAUCUCUUGACGCGUGCCUCUUCUGGCUGGUCGCAUUGAUGCUGGCUGAUAAUGCUCGUGCCGACUACUUGGAUGAAUCAGAUGGCAAGGCUGCAGGAAGUUUUGAAGCUGAGCCAAUCAAGGGCAGUGCCUGAUAGCUACAAAUCAUAUCGUCUUUCUUUUCAUUUUCUCGCAAAUGGAUAUAUAUUAUAUAUACAGUCUUUCUCUCUCUGUUUUGUAAGUAUUGACUCUGUUGGUUCACAUUAGCCUCAUUUCAAAGUUAUUAUAAAUUGUAAUUUGUGAAUUUGAUAACCUUUCUUUAUCUUUAUAAGCCAAACCUCUUUUGACAA
Messenger RNA from Salvia hispanica, 1071 nucleotides. RefSeq lists its product as uncharacterized. The record is from RefSeq and is a predicted model, not a curated record. NCBI's taxonomy places the organism in Eukaryota, Viridiplantae, Streptophyta, Magnoliopsida, Lamiales, Lamiaceae.